This is a messenger RNA of Perkinsus marinus ATCC 50983, 150 nucleotides long. RefSeq lists its product as hypothetical. NCBI's taxonomy places the organism in Eukaryota, Perkinsozoa, Perkinsida, Perkinsidae. The transcript is spliced from 2 exons. Bases 1 to 150 code for a protein of 49 amino acids. The record is from RefSeq and is a predicted model, not a curated record.
AUGGAGGAGACCACCAUCCUGGAGGCCGUGAAUCGGCUGAGAGCCGACCCCAAAAAGUUCGUAGGGUCAUUACGGGGAGACCCUCCUGAGGACGACCCUGUUGAUGCUGAAAAUCCAAUCGGCAAAGAUGAACGCAUUGAUAACGAGUAG